AUGAGAUCCAGACAUCUGUGGCCGUGGGUUGGCCUGGUAUUCUGGGCGCAGGUAGACAAAGGACGAUCGCUGCCCCUGCGCCACAACAACGACGCAGGGCUGAUUACGAAACGAGACCGACCACAGUUCGACACGGGCCAGCCGAUCGACGGGGCAGGCAGAGGCGGCCCCAUACUGGGCGGCACGAACCACCAGCUGGACCUCCAGAACCCGUCCAACCUGGGCCAGCAGCCCACCGACAGCGGCGUGGUGCCCAACCUAAAAUGGAGCUUCUCGCAGUCCAAGACGCGCAUCUCGGCCGGCGGCUGGACGCGCAAGCAGGCCAUCACGGACCUGCCCGCGAGCCACGACAUAUCGGCGGCCCAGCAGCACCUCGCGCAGGGCGCCAUCCGCGAGCCGCACUGGCACAGCACGGCGGAGUGGGGGUUCGUGUACAACGGCAGCGUGCUGGUGUCUGCGGUGGACCAGGACGGGAAGUACCAGGCCGAGACGCUGGGGUUCGGGGAUAUCUGGUACUUCCCGCGGGGCGUGGCGCACACGGUGCAGGGGAUGGGCGAGCAGAACGAGUUCCUGCUGGUAUUUGACGGGCCCGACACCGACGCGGCCGGGUCGACGUUCAACGUGGACGACUGGGUGGCUCACACGCCGCGGGACGUGCUAGCCAAGAACUUCGGCGUGGAUGCGGCCGUCUUCGACGGGGUGCCGCGGCCGAGCCCGGGGGUCGUCAACGGGACGGCCGGGGGCAGCGAUGCAGACCGUGGCGUCACGGCCGGCCCGGGCGAGCAGCCUGCGGGCGGGGCGGACUCGUUUGUGUUCCGCACGCUGCAGCAACCGCCGAUCCAGGCGCCGGGGAGGUGGUUCGCUGUACAAGGUGGACUCGACGAAUUUCCCGCGGAGUACGAGCAUCGCGGCGGCGCUGGUGACGCUUGCGCCGGGGGCAAUGAGGGAGAUGCACUGGCAUCCGGACAGGAGUGGCUCUACUUCCACCAAGGCACGGGGCGAGCAACCGUGUUCACGGGCGACGCCAACGCGCGCACAUUCGACUUCGCGGCGGGCGACACGGCGGCAUUCCCGGCCGGGUCGGGCCACUACGUGGAGAACACAUCGGCGGACUCGGGGCUCACGUAUCUGGAGGUGUUCCGGGCGGGCCGGAUCGCAGACAUCUCGCUGGCGCAGUGGCUGGCAUUGACGCCGCCCGAAAUGGCGGCGCAGGCACUCAACGUGGACGUGAAUGUGAUCAAGAGGCUGCGCAAGGACAAGCAGGUGCUGCUGCCGGCUGGGGGGCUGCCUCCUGUGGGCGGUUAG
Messenger RNA from Diaporthe citri, 1305 nucleotides. RefSeq lists its product as uncharacterized. The coding region runs from base 1 to 1305 and encodes 434 amino acids. Gene Ontology annotation, cellular component: cell wall. NCBI's taxonomy places the organism in Eukaryota, Fungi, Ascomycota, Sordariomycetes, Diaporthales, Diaporthaceae. The transcript has 2 exons. The record is from RefSeq and is a predicted model, not a curated record.